AUGAAGCUAGAUUCACACCUUACUCAACUCUUCAUCAACAAUCAGGCAAGUUGGUUCUAUGCCAAGGUUAGUAUUGUUACAGUACAAGGAUUGACAGUCUAUAACUAUAUCUAUAACCCAGCAGAUGGAACCCUGGUUAGUGAUCAGAUACCCAUUGCUGGGGAGGACGAUGUCGAUCGGGCCACUGAAGCGGCUCAAGCUGCAUUCAGCCCCAGGUCUGAAUGGCGGCUCAUGAGCGACUUUGACCGCCAAAAGGUUCUGCUUAAGUUUGCGGACCUUAUUGAGGCCAACCAAGAACAAUUGGCUUCUCUUACUCGGGUCACCCUGGGGGCGCCCUACAACCCGUUUGGAAAGUCUGAGAUUGACACCGCCAUAGGCUGUUUCAGAUAUUACGCUGGUUGGGUGGGAAAAUUCGCUGGUCAAAGCUUCCCAGCCACUGACGGUUUUUACAAGGUCGUUCGGCAUGAACCUCUAGGUAUUGUUGCAGGUAUCAUUCCCUGGAAUGGCCCAUUGGCAUCUAUCGGCCUCAAAGCUGCACCUGCAUUGGCAACCGGAAAUGUUUUCAUUCUGAAGCCAAGUGAGAAGACCCCAUUGGCGGCGGCUGCACUUGGUCAUCUGGCUAUCAGGGCGGGUUUUCCUCCUGGUGUCUUUCAAGUUCUGACAGGAGAUGGUAGUACGGGUGCGAUCCUCGCUAGUCAUAUGAAAGUGUCCAAGGUGAGCUUCACCGGAAGUGUGGCAACAGGCAAGUCUGUACAGAUUUUAGCUGUAAAGAGCAAUCUAAAGAGAGUGACUCUUGAGCUCGGUGGCAAAAGUCCAGCCGUGGUAUUUGAUGACGCGAAUCUCGAGAACGCCGUCCAAUGGUGUGUGAAUGCUUUGACCACAAACACCGGGCAGAUCUGCUUUGCUGCAUCUCGAGUAUACGUUCAAGACGGGAUCUAUGACAAGUUCUUAGCGGCAUAUAAAGAGGCAAUUGCUGCAAAGGGAGAGAAGAUGGGAGAUCCUGAAAAAGCAAGUUCGGAAAUUGGACCGGUCGUGGAUCAGGCACAGUACGACCGCAUACUCAGAAUAGUCAACACCGCAAAAAGAGAAAAUCAAGGAACCCUUCUUUGUGGCGGAGAGAAGAGGGAUUCGAAGGGAUUCUAUAUCGAACCUGUGAUCUUCUUGGACACCGAUGUAUAUGCUUCAGUUACAAGAGAGGAGAUAUUUGGUCCAGUUGUUGUGUUAAACCGGUUCAAGACCGAGGAUGAAGUGGUUGCACUUUCAAAUGACUCUCGGUACGGGCUAAUGGCUGGAGUUUUCACUCAAGACAUCAAUCGGGCUCUCCGACUAAGUGAAUCUUUCGAUUCAGGUGUCGUGGGGGUCAACUGUGUCAGUACCAUUCAUUUUUCAUGUCCAUUCGGUGGAACUAAAGAGAGUGGUAUUGGUCGCGAGCUAGGCGUAUAUGCUUUACAUGCAUAUACAGAGCCUAAGACCGUUCUUAUCAAUAUGAAGUACUAG
Molecule: messenger RNA, 1497 nt
Organism: Penicillium macrosclerotiorum
Lineage: Eukaryota; Fungi; Ascomycota; Eurotiomycetes; Eurotiales; Aspergillaceae
Exons: 6
Coding region: 1-1497 (498 amino acids)
Molecular function (GO): aldehyde dehydrogenase (NAD+) activity
Source: RefSeq, a predicted model, not a curated record